This is a messenger RNA of Patiria miniata (bat star), 3785 nucleotides long. It is a transcript of the gene aplp1, whose product is annotated as amyloid-beta A4 protein-like. Gene Ontology annotation, molecular function: heparin binding; transition metal ion binding. Gene Ontology annotation, biological process: central nervous system development; axonogenesis. The transcript is spliced from 13 exons. NCBI's taxonomy places the organism in Eukaryota, Metazoa, Echinodermata, Asteroidea, Valvatida, Asterinidae. The coding region runs from base 127 to 2415 and encodes 762 amino acids. The record is from RefSeq and is a predicted model, not a curated record. Gene Ontology annotation, cellular component: membrane.
GAACGAAACCACAGCGAGCGCAUGCGCCUUACAAUAGCGCACCAACACACCCGAUCGACGUAGACGGAGAGAAGAGUGCGAUUUCUUCACAAAAAGAGCCAUUUUUUGGCCGUUCCCUGCACCGCAAUGGCUAAAACUAUGAGCCUAACGUUGAUUUGCCUGACAGCCUUGUACUCUGUCUCUAUUGCAGCAUACGUUGAGGCUGUAGCUGGUGUAUUUGACAUCACCCGGGGUCACAUCUUACCCCAGGUGACUAUGAGAUGUGGGUUCCUGAACAAACACAUGGACCUGGUGACCGGUCAGUGGGUAGAUGGUGACAUGGCGUCACCAUGCGAUGUCUCCAAGAAUGCCGUCCUGGACUACUGCAGACAGGUGUACAGCGAUCUGGAGGUCAACAACAUCGAAGAUUCCAAUGAGGAGGUUGAGAUCAGCCACUGGUGUCCCAUGGAUGCCCCAGACAUACCCGAAGGAUGCACCGAGACGUUCACUGUCCUCACCUACACGUGUCUGGUUGGUGAUUUUGAGAGCAAAGCACUCAUGGUGCCAAAGGGCUGUGGCUUUGAGCACAUCCACGACAGCGAGUCUUGCAAACCUAAGAGUGAACUCCACAGCUUGGCUGACAAGCAGUGCGCUGCCACUGACAAGAUAGUCCGGGAUUACGGCAUGUUGCUGCCUUGUAGAGACGAGGUGGAUCUCUUCACUGGGGUGGAGUUUGUCUGCUGCCCGCCGCGGCCCAAGCCAGUCCCAGCUGCGGAAGUUCCAGAAGAGGUGGAGCAAGCCCCGCCAAAGCCUCACGCAGCUGAACCCAAACCUGACGUGGAGCCAGUGAAACCCGUCGAGCCUGUGGAAGAGCAAGCUCCCGAGACAGACCCAGAGGUACAAGCCCAGACGGACCCCAUACCAGAUGACCCCUACUUCCACCAGCUCCCCGAGGAUGAGGAGGAGAGAGAUGCUUAUGAGGAUGCCAAGCAACGUCUUGAAGAACAAGAGGAUCAUAAGAGAACACAGGUGAUGCAGCAAUGGCAGGAGGCACAGGACCAGUAUGCUGCCCUCAAGAAGACUGAUCCAAAAGGAGCUGAAGCUAUGAAGAAAGGCAUGAUGGCACGUUUUGACGACACCAUGGCCGAGCUGGAGAUUUCCGCCCGCAAUGAGCACGAGCAGCUGCGCGUGGUUCACCAGCACCGCGUCUCAUCCAGACUGAGCGAUCAGAGAACACGUGCUGAGCAGUACUUUGCCGAGUCCCUCAGGGACGAACCUCCCAAGACCAAGAAAGUUCUGCACGCCCUGCAGAAGUACAGCAAGGCAAUCCAGCGUGACAGGCAACACGUCAUGAAUAUUUACAAGCACCUGGUGGCCACAGACCCAGCCCGGGCUGAGUUGGAACGACCGGACACGGUACGUCGAUUGCACGACAUGGACGCCAGCUUGCAAGACUGCCUGGAGAUGCUGCAGAAAGCACCUGAGGUGUACGCUGAGAUCCAGAACAAAGUUGAGAACCUUCUUGCAGCCAGCAAAUCCCCGGAAGACAUUGCCUUCCUGCAGUCCAUGGAGACAGCCCUGAGCAUGGCGACACAAACCGAGGACCAAGACGACACUGAGGAAGACGAGGAUGAAGUAGACCCACAGCCUGAGGUUAUCCCUCUGCCUCCCAAGAAAACAGCCAAGAAGACCAAACCAGUUAAGGCAGGAGUCAAGAAGCCCGUCAUUGCGGAGAUCCUGCCGCCGUUUGGCAAGGUUCCCUCGGGACGUAAGGUGCCUGAUGUGCCAGACCUUCCGAUGGUUGUUGCUCAGGUUGAAGCUGAGGAACCCGAGGAAGUUGAAGAGCCCGUAGCAGUCAAAGGUGAAGCCCUCCCAGCCGUCAAGAUAGUCAGCGCUGAGGCACCGGAGACAGAGGAACAACAACAACAACAACCGGCACUGGAAGAGCAGAAUGCACCGCCCAAGAAACAGCUGCCGAUCAUUGCAGUCAAACCCCUGGACCAGUACCGAGAUGACGAGGUUGAUUCCCAGACACCACAACAACCAGAGCAAGAGGAGUCAGCCUCGCCAGCCAAACCCAUCCUGGUGGCUAAGAAACAACCGCAGAAGACCCAGAAGGCAGCCGCUAGCAAGAUGGACAAAGGCACCGAGUUCCGCCCCAAGUCAAGCAGCAGCAUCGACAAUUCUGUCAGUCAGAAAUCUCUCAAGUACGGAGCCACCCCAGCCCUAGCCUUUGGCUUGGCCUGCGGCGUCCUGGCUGUGGCUACGGUCAUGGUAGUGGCUGUGGUCCUGGUGCGUAGGAAGGCACGACGCGUCCCCGUCAAUCAUGGAUUCACCGAGAUCGAUCCCAACAUGACGGUGGAGCAGCGGCACAUAGCGGCUAUGCAAGCCAACGGCUACGAGAACCCAACUUAUAAGUACUUCGAGAUGCAGUAAAACAAACAAAUAUCCUGCAGUCGCGUCUCUUUAGCAAAAAACAAAAAAAAAAGAACUAAAAAAAUCUCAGAGCUAUAGGAGUGAAGACUCGGUGAAAAUAUGCGGCUUUUCAAAAUUGUGAUGUCUGUGGUUUUAUCGGUUUGUUUUUAAUUCCCGUGAUUUUGGACUUGUUUUAAAACUUUGUUUUUAAAAUACUUUCUGAAGAUGUAAACUCGUAGGAAAGUUACGCAAGAUUGCUGACGCCUGUAAUUAUUUGUGCAGCACAUAGUGUAAUGGGAUUUUUUCCCAUUUUUUAAUGAUUAUUUGUGUGGACUUCGAAGGGCGGAUCGUUAAUAUGAGAAACUAAACGAUGAGGGGUGAUUUUUAAAGAAGAAAAGUUAAAUUUCCGUUUAGUUUUUUACAUGUUGUGGCGUUUCUUUUUUUUUAAACUAAAAAAGAAGCCAUCGGUAAAAAAAGUAACAAUAAAAUAAAUUGUGCUGUACUUUUUGUAUCUCAAUCUUAAAUAAUAUCAGUAUUGUUAAAAAUUUGUGUGUGUGUGUGUCAUCAUCGUAUUCGAAUAUCAAAGUUUGAAAAAAAAAAUUGUCGGGCAGAAAAAUGAUUUUAAUGUAAUGUAAGCACUGCACAGUAACUGUAAUAGUAAUAAUCAACUUUGAAAUGAUGCAUGCUUAUGCUGACUCUGUUACUUACAGCCUAUAAAUAAAUAUGACGUAAUUGCGAGUACUCUUUUUUGUAUUUUACCGUCCUACUGUACAAAAUCCUGUGUGGCAAAAAGUUUCGAGAAGUGGCAAAAAAGUGACAAAAUUUUGACAAAAUGUGUUAAAAAUGCAGCUAGGUUUCGGCUGUUAGACCCAUAUACAUGUAGGUGUAUACAUACUAGAAUACAAAACUUAGGUAAUUUUGUUAAGAUGAGAAACUUUGAGCAAGUCAUUUUUUCCGAGAUGCGGAGUUUUCUUUGAGAGCGUUUUUGUGUGUGCGUGCUUGAAAUGUCUGCUGCAUUUAGCCCCAUUUUGGCUGAAUUUGGUGACUUUUUCUGUGUCUUCUGCGAAUGGUAAUUAAGAUAUGUGUAAGUAGUUAUGGUGUUGGUGUGUUAACAUACAGGGUAGGGCAGCAGCACGUCUAUGUGACAAAGCGAACACCCUUUUCAGCCACAUUUGCUCAAAAUUUUCAAAUCCUGGAUGGAAUUUGAAGUUUGUGCUACACAGAGCUAAAAUGUCAAGUUUCCACCUUCAACAAUUAUAGUCUUUUUUAUUUUUCUUUCAACUACUGUUUAUCGAACACGACACAACAGUUUUUGAGAAGGAAAGUACGGUCACUUCCAAUUUUGCCAGUACUCUGAUUCCACUGAGUCAUGUUUGGGGCCCGUUUGUUAA